AUGAACGCGGUCGAUGCUUCCGAGCACUACGACAAGCCGUCUCACUCAACAGAACAAUCGCCCUCACUGUUGACAAUCAUCAUCGACACCAACCCAGCGGCAUGGGCGUUGCUGUCGUCGACGCUUCCUCUAUCAAGCGCCGUCGCCAGUCUCCUAGUUUUUAUCAACGCCCACCUAGCGGCAAACUAUACCAACAAGGUCGCCGUCAUCGCCUCUCAUUGCGACAAGGCACAAUGGCUCUACCCGUCGCCCACAGAGCAAAGACUCCCGCGAUCGGCAGCAGACCGACAUCACGCAAAGCGCCAGUCCCAAGCAGGAGACCAGCUCCGGGACACGCACCUCUCCGACUCGGCGAAAAGACUUAAAUUAAACGGCCCGUCAUCAGAUACCACGAGUAUCAGACUCAACGUGAAGCCGUUCUCGUCCUCGGUGCAAAGCGGCAGCAAGUACCGCCCCUUCCGACUCGUCGAGGAAGAGCUCCUCCACAACCUGACGCUCCUCCUCUCCUCGACAUCCCCGGAAGCCAUCACCUCAAGCACGUCGACCAUGAUCGCCGGCGCCCUGACCCUCGCCCUAUCCUACAUCAACAGGGAAUCCAUCCUGCUGUCCGAAUCCCUGAUCGGCACAUCCUCCCUCAACACAGGCACCGCAGACGGCCCGGGCGCCGGCCCCGGCACAACUGAAGGAGCCCCUCAAACACUCCAAUCCCGCAUUUUACUAGUUUCAGCCUCUCCCUCCACGGACCUAGCCCAUCAAUACAUCCCCAUCAUGAACGCCAUCUUCGCAUGCCAGAGGCUCUCGGUCCCGAUCGACAUCCUCCAACUACCUCUCCCUCCCAUACACUCAGACCUGCCGUCAACCACGCGAGCACCAACCGGGGAUCCCCCAAAUUCAAAUUCAAACUCAAAUUCAAACUCGACAGUCUUCCUCCAACAAGCCGCCGACGCGACCCACGGGAUCUUCAUCCCCGCUCAUCUCUCCCCUGCAAACACCACCUCUAACCACUCCCAGUCCGCGGCCACCAACGCCCAGACAACAGCCUCCCAAGCCCUCCUGACGUACCUGCUCACCAGCUUCCUCCCCUCCCCCUCGACCCGCACCGCGCACCUGAUCCUCCCGACGCGCAUAGACGUCGACUUCCGCGCGGCGUGCUUCUGCCACCGCAACGUCGUCAGCGUCGGGUUCGUGUGCAGCAUUUGCUUGAGUAUCUUUUGCGAGCCACCCGAGCGGGGCGAGUGCUUGACGUCUGGGACCGUGUUGGCUGUGAGUGAUGGGGUGGGGAGGCGGCCUGUGGUGGCUGGUGGUGGCAAAAAGAAGACCAAGAAGACACAGGCUCAGGGUGCGAGGUGA
Molecule: messenger RNA, 1350 nt
Organism: Cladophialophora yegresii CBS 114405
Lineage: Eukaryota; Fungi; Ascomycota; Eurotiomycetes; Chaetothyriales; Herpotrichiellaceae
Exons: 2
Coding region: 1-1350 (449 amino acids)
Biological process (GO): nucleotide-excision repair; regulation of DNA-templated transcription
Cellular component (GO): transcription factor TFIIH holo complex; transcription factor TFIIH core complex
Source: RefSeq, a predicted model, not a curated record